AUGAAUCAGCUACCCAACUAUCUUCCUUCGCCCUCCACGGAUCGCUGGGAGGAACUGAAACCGAUUAUCGAGCAGCUCUAUCUCAAAGAGAAAAAGAAGCUCGCUGAUGUCGUUCGGAUUUUAAAGAACGCCCAUGGAUUCGACGCAGUAGACCAUCAAUAUAAACACCAUUUCAAGAAGUGGCAAUGGAAGAAAAAUAUUCCCAAGUCGAAGAAGGACAAAAUUGCAGAGCAGCUAGAGAGCCGAGCUCGAGCGGGCAAAGCGGGUACCAGCAUUGCUCUCCAGGGGAGAACAGUCGAGCUACAUAAGAUCAGGAGGCAUAUGAAGAUGAAAGCACGUGCCGAAUCCGGAGCCAUGGUUCUAAAGAAGCCCUCUGGCAUUGAAAGCGUCGUUGCUGGACAUGUCGACAUUUCCGUUGCUACUCCUUCCGCUACUUCCCCGCAAAACGCACCUUCCCCGACCGGAUUGUUCCUAAAAGAGAAAGCGGCGAUCGAUCGUGCCCAUCUAUUUGCUCAAGGGCAACACGAUAAGCUGCUCAUGUCUAUGAACGGGGAAGAAAGACGAGUAAUGCUUGAGUGGUUGUAUCAGUACUGGUUCUUUUGCUUCAAGACUGCGAAGAAUUGGGGUAAAGGGCCACCAGCUUGGACGGAAAAGCUUCUGGACUUCGCUCGUUACCAUCCCCACUCUCGUCGCAGUCUUCCAGGAACUCCUCAAGAUCCAAUGCCACAAUCUGAAGCACAACCAGGAGACUACCCUACGCCAACAAGCUUUUGCCGAUGGUUCAUACAUGUGCGACCCGAUUGGCCAGAUUACCAAGAAAUUCCAGAUGAGGAAGUUUCUCGAGAUUCGACUGGCCAAGAUCCUGAUGACGAGUCCACUUGGCUUCCAUGGCCGAAUGAUUGGCAAGAACCGCCUCUUCCCAUUCGACUUCGAGACGCACUCGAACACAACGACUUCAGCUCUAUCUCUUCGACAAUUUUGCCCGUAGCCAUACCACAGAUUGCAAAAGCUGCUCAAAGAUCUCCUGAUGAGCUUCUUCUGGAGUCACUCGGCUUCAGUAUCAUGGCUCGAAAUCUGGCGCAGGUUGAAUCAAUCAUACAGCAGCUUCGGCGCAAAAAUAUUGACUUCACAUGGCUUUAUCCGCUUCACAUGACAACGAGCUACCUGGAUGGAUAUAAAACUUGCUGUGACAUCUUUGGAACACUCCUGUCAUGGGUGGGUUCGCAGAAGCUUAGUGAAAUGUUCGUGAAUGAGCUUGGCCACACCGUCUUAGACAAUCUGAUGAUAUCAAUUCUGAAAUCUCACUCUUCGGUAAUGCCGGUUGUUGUUGAUGACACCUUAAAAGAUACCGCACGUUUUGCCGGGGAAGAGAUCGAUAUUUGCGGUCGCUGGGACGCCGAUUCUCCUUGUGUUCGUCAUCUUCUCACAAAGGGUAACCCUUCGACACCAUUCUCUUGGAAACACAAGUUCUGCCACACUUCUAUCCAAACGAUAUGUCACUGCAUCAUUCAAAUGCAUCAUAAGACACCCAGCCGCCUGAUGCGGACUGCGAGUGGACUGUAUGGUCGACGCUGUUUUGACUGCGGCAUGAAACUACAAUUACAACCUCUCCAUAGCCUCGUCAUGACAGCGUAUCAUCUCGCAAGUAGUGGUUGUCAAGAUGAGGAUUUGUUUGGUAUGCUUGCGUGUCUUCUGUGCUUUAUCUCAUGUGGUCUCGAUCCUCGAAAGACCGCAAGCGUUUCAUUUGCCCUUUUCAUGCAGACUAUUCCCUCCGAGAUAGCGUGCGCCCAUGAGGAGCUCACUCCUGCCGAACUUGCGGAGAAGAUUUCCACCUAUUCUGUUUCUAAUUCUUGGAGCGCACAAGUUCAGUCAGGGUGGGCGGUGUUUUGUGGGGUUCUGCGUCUUUGUGAGGAUAUUCAUGUGGAGCCGGAACGCGAUGGGGACGACGUAACCAUGGAGGAUUAUCAAGACUCUAGUCGCCAUAUCAUUGGAAACCACGACCUAGGCAAUGAGCUUUUACAUCUGCACCUUAGAAGUCAUAACUUAGUGCCCUGUUUCCGUACACGGAAAGAUCUUGCCACACUCUGGGCCUCCGUGCAAGCAGAGCUGCUGACAUACCGCCGUCUGGAUGAUAGUAUGGACUGGAUUUCUCAAUAUUUCUCUAUGGAUGAGCUCCGACACCAGCUCGAUCAGGGCGAGCCUCUAUCAGUCAAAUAUGCUGAGCAAGACCUGUUGCAACCACACUGUAUCUGCGGCAGCUUUAAUUGCUACCCCCUGGCAACUUUAUCUGAUGCCACCGAACCGGACAUUGCAAACCUUGAUAUAUGGGAGAGGGCAACCUAUGGAGUUAUUCUGGAUGAUUAA
Lindgomyces ingoldianus is the source of this 2364-nucleotide messenger RNA. RefSeq lists its product as uncharacterized. Bases 1 to 2364 code for a protein of 787 amino acids. The record is from RefSeq and is a predicted model, not a curated record. NCBI's taxonomy places the organism in Eukaryota, Fungi, Ascomycota, Dothideomycetes, Pleosporales, Lindgomycetaceae. The transcript is spliced from 4 exons.